Messenger RNA from Morus notabilis, 2743 nucleotides. Its product is annotated as nucleolar complex protein 2 homolog. The transcript is spliced from 12 exons. Gene Ontology annotation, biological process: ribosomal large subunit biogenesis. The record is from RefSeq and is a predicted model, not a curated record. NCBI's taxonomy places the organism in Eukaryota, Viridiplantae, Streptophyta, Magnoliopsida, Rosales, Moraceae. Gene Ontology annotation, cellular component: Noc2p-Noc3p complex; Noc1p-Noc2p complex; nucleolus. Bases 171 to 2537 code for a protein of 788 amino acids.
UCCCUCUCCCUCCCUUUUCACUCGCUCUCACUCUCUCUCUCUCUCUCUCAACAGUACCGGCCGCCAUCCCCAGCCAUCGCCGCCGCCCAGACCCGACGACACCUCCCGUCUCCGCCGUACAGAGCGGACGGUGUCCAAAAAGCUAAUAGGAAUUGAAGGAGGUUAAAGAAAUGGCCGGAAAAUCGAACAAGAGGAGGAACCGGAGAGUGAAUUCUUCGGAAUCAGUUGAAGUUCCGGCGAAUCCCACCGGAAACGAUGAUAACUUGGAACAAGCUCCGGUGACAAAUGAGGACUCUUCCGGUGCCAGGUCGGAGGCGAAAACCGAACCUGAAAACGACAAUUCGGCGACUCAAGCGAAUCAAGAGGAUAGAAAAGGAACUAGAAAGAGAAAAUCGUCAAAGUCUGGUGGCCAAGCCAAAGAGCACAAGGACCAACUGGAAAGGCUUAAAGAAAAGGACCCAGCUUUCUAUGAAUACUUGAGAGAGCGUGACCAGGAACUUCUGCACUUCAAUGAUGAGGAUAUUGAUGAAGAUAUUGGUACCGACGUGGAAGUGGAACAAAUGGAAGUAGAUGACGAAAUACAAGAUGAUGGGGAUGAAGUUAGUGGCCGUGAAACUGCAAAGAAGGAAGAAAAACCUUUUGCGCGGGUUAUAACCACUGAAAUGGUGGAUUCGUGGUGUAAUGCUAUCCGAGAGGAGGGAAAGUUGGCUGCCGUACGUCCUCUUAUGAGAGCUUUUCGCACUGCGUGUCACUAUGGUGAUGAUGGCGGAGAUUAUUCGUCGACGAAAUUUAGUAUUGUGUCUAGUAGUGUUUUCAAUAAAAUUAUGUUGUUUGUACUCACCGAAAUGGAUGGAAUACUUAGAAGACUGACGAAGCUUCCUGCUUCUGGAGGGAAAAAGGAGAUGAUAACAGAUCUGAGAAGCACAAAACAAUGGAAGACCUACAAUCACUUGGUGAAGUCGUAUCUUGGGAAUGCUCUACAUGUUUUGAACCAAAUGACGGACUCAGGAAUGAUAUCGUUUACUUUAAGGCGGCUAAAGUUUUCUUCCAUAUUUUUGGCUGCUUUCCCAAGUCUCUUAAGGAAGUACGUUAAGGUUGCCCUGCACUUUUGGGGUACAGGAGGAGGUGCCCUUCCUGUUGUCUCCCUUCUAUUUUUAAGAGAUCUAUGUAUUCGGCUCGGAGCUGAUUGCUUAGAUGAGUGCUUUAAAGGGAUAUACAAAGCCUAUGUCUUGAACUGCCAGUUUAUAAAUGCAUUGAAAUUACAGCAUAUCCAGUUUCUUCAGAAUUGUGUCAUUGAACUUUUUGGAGUGGAGAUCCCAACUGCAUACCAACAUGCCUUUGUUUUCAUUCGGCAAUUGGCAAUGAUCUUACGGGAGGCCCUUAAUACGAAAACUAAGGAAGCAUUUCGCAAAGUUUAUGAGUGGAAGUUCAUGAACUCCCUUGAGCUCUGGACCGGAGCUAUUUGUGCCUACAGCACAGAAGCCGACUUUAGACUACUAGCAUUUCCUCUAACCCAAAUCAUUUCUGGGGUGGCCCGUUUAGUUCCAACUGCCAGAUACUUCCCUCUUCGAUUGAGGUGUGCUAGAAUGCUCAACCGGAUCGCUGCUGCAACUGGUAAUUUUAUUCCAGUUUCAAUGCUGCUUUUGGACAUGCUGGAAAUGAAAGAGUUGAAUAGGCCCCCGACGGGAGGGGUGGGAAAAUCUGUUGAUUUGCGAACAAUACUUAAGGUUAGCAAGCCCGCUUUGAAGACCCGCGCAUUUCAGGAGGCAUGUGUGUAUUCUGUUAUUGAUGAGCUUGCUGAACAUUUAGCUCAAUGGAGCUACUCUGUCGCUUUCUUUGAGUUGUCUUUUAUUCCAGCUGUACGGUUGCGCAACUUCUGCAAAACCACCAAAGUUGAUAGGUUUCGCAAAGCGAUGAGGCAGCUUGUCCGCCAGGUUGAGGCUACCUCUGCAUUCACAAAUGAAAAGCGCAAGUCAAUUACUUUCACACCAAAUGAUUCUGCAGUAACUUCUUUUCUCCAGGAUGAGAAGGCAGCAGGGGCCAGUCCUCUUACGCAGUAUGUCUUAUCUCUUCGCGAAAGAGCUAAACAAAGAACCGAUGCAUUGACGGAAUCCAGUGUCCUUGUUGGUGAAAAAUCAUUCGUCUUUGGGAAUAAGAUGCGGGGAAGUGGUGAUGAAGAAGAAGAUUAUACCCUGGAUAAUGAAGGCAAUGCCGCUUUCAGUUCUUCCUGGUUACCAGGAAGCGAUUCCAAGGCUAAACAACCUAAAGAAUCGAACAAGAAGAGGAAAAAGAAGAGAGAGACAGAGCAAUUUGAAGAAGAUUUUGCGAAGGAUGAAGAUGUUGUGGAAGACUUGGUGCUUAGUUCAGAUGAAGAAGAUGGUUCAAUGAGCGAUGCGGUUCCUUCUGACGAGGAAGAUGAUGAAAAUGGUAAGCCACCGAAACAACAAAACAAGAAGAAACUAUCAAUAAGCGCAUUGAAAAACAAAAAAACUCGCCCGAAGAAAUCAAGGAAAGGAAAGAGGGCGAGUUCUAAUUAGACUGAGUCGUCGAAGAAAUGUAGUUCAUGUAAAACGUUCUUCUGUAUUGCGAUUUUGACCCUAAGUUUUGUUUUCUCAUCAUUUGAAAAGAUAAAAUUUCAAGGUAAAGAGGCCUAUUUUGGAAUUGGAGCUUCAAAUUGUUUUAUCCACAGAUAGAGUUGUCAAACGUGUCAUGCCGGGCCGGUACGACACGCUUGACACCAGGC